AUGGCACCUCGGCGCCACAUAGCCAGUACUACGGGUGUCAAUCCACCGCUAAUAUGUCUUCUAUGUGGAAUGGAACUCCCAUACACGGGUAGUUCUGGGAUUGCGGAUACACACGAACCUAAUCAAAUACUCAAACAACAAUGGAAAAAGAGUUGGGGAGUAUACCAUGUGAUGGUACCAUCUCGCGAGGUAGAGGAGUCAGACUUCGGCAAUUUCCUACGGAUAUGGUCAUGCUUGUGUCGAGUCAUAAUUAAGGAGUCCGAUACCAAGUACCGUCUGACGGGCAUUAAUAUACUCAAACAUUCUGCAGAAAGCCCUUACUAUACCCCAAAUGAUCCAGAAAUGGCAAGAAUCGGUGGAAGGAAAGGUGCAGACCCGGAUAAAGUCGGUGGGAAAAGAAUUAACCGAUACGACAAUGGAGAUUUUACUGAAUUCUAUGGUGCAAGCAUCGGAAGGCAGCCCAGUCAAUACAAAGGGAAAGUGGUUGGAUAUAUCAUCCAUGCCAGUUGCUGGGUGCUCUUCAACCGAGUCGAAGGGCUGAAACUGAAGGAGGCUAAACUCGCGAAACUCGUCCAAGUCUGUCGGAAACAUUGGCGCAAGAACACAAUGUGGAGAUUAUAUGACAACAACGUGCAUUUUGUACAACCGCGCCAGGACCUAUUGCAGUAUGAGUACGGCUGCGAUAUCUAUCAAAAUCCACUAGUGCCCAAAGUUCAACAAGCCUUGGAUUGCGCAGAUGUCGAAAGCCUACGGCAAUCAAAAGGUCGAAUAUCUUCCCGGUCCAGCAACAUUCCAUUGGAAGUUGCCAUUCUGAUCGCCGAGUGGGUCUGUCCUGUUAAGCAUACCUUGAAGGAUAUAAAAAACACGGGGAAUAUGCUUUUGGUGUUUGGGUGGAAUUUGCCUGAUUGGUUUUGGCAAAGACGAUUGGACGAAGGAUUGUUCAUUGAACUGGAUAAACUCAAGAAGGUGACGUCUCCAGUCGGUUGGCAAUUGCGGCUGAAUUUGAUGUGUCUUGUUGUGGGUCGAACUGAGUUCAGGUCCAGUAGUGGUCUAGCAAGUCGUGAACGAGUGUUGAAGAGUAUUCUUGCUCUUGAAAAAACCUACUUAACUCUAGAAUCAGCCAAGGAGAAAGCGCUGAUCGAGAAGGGGAAGAAGAAUGAUAGUCAAUGA
This is a messenger RNA of Penicillium psychrosexuale, 1170 nucleotides long. RefSeq lists its product as uncharacterized. The transcript has 2 exons. Lineage: Eukaryota; Fungi; Ascomycota; Eurotiomycetes; Eurotiales; Aspergillaceae. Bases 1 to 1170 code for a protein of 389 amino acids. The record is from RefSeq and is a predicted model, not a curated record.